AUGGAGACCGAGGCCAAGUCGGACAAGUGCAUCAACAUCUCGGACGACCACCUGACGGCGUUCAUGAAGAAUGCCUCCAGUCUCGCAGGCCCCGAGAAGGACGGCUUCUCCUUUGACCGCGUGUUCGACACGGACACGAAGCAGGAGGACAUUUUCGAUUUCGGCGUCAAGACGAUCGUCGAGGACGUCAUGACCGGAUUCAACGGCACGCUGUUCUGUUACGGCCAGACGGGAUCUGGAAAGACGUACAACAUUGAGAACCCGGAACUGAAGGGUCUGAUUCCCCGAAUCACGGAGCAGAUCUUCGAGUCCAUCCUCAACGCCGACAGCACGUUCGAGUACACCGUCAAGGUGUCGUACAUGGAGAUCUACAUGGAGCGCAUCAAGGAUCUGCUUGCUCUGCACGAGGACAAGACGCGCGGCGUCUACGUCAAGAAUCUGUCCGAGUACUAUGUGUCCAGUGAGGAGGAGGUGUACAAGGUCAUGAAGGCUGGUGGCUCGAGCCGUGCGGUGUCCUCGACGAACAUGAACGCCGAGUCGUCUCGAUCUCACUCCAUCUUCGUCAUCGGUAUCCACCAGCGGAAUACCGAGACCGGCAGCCAAAAGUCGGGCAACCUGUACCUCGUCGAUUUGGCUGGUUCCGAGAAAGUCGGCAAGACCGGCGCCUCGGGACAGACACUUGAGGAGGCCAAGAAGAUCAACAAGUCGCUGUCUGCGCUUGGUAUGGUCAUCAACGCACUCACCGACGGCAAGCUCACGCGUAUCCUGCAAGAGUCGCUCGGAGGAAACUCGCGCACGACGCUGAUCAUCAACUGUUCGCCGGCGUCGUACAACGAGCCCGAGACGCUGUCCACGCUCCGCUUCGGUAUGCGUGCCAAGUCGAUCAAGAACAAGGCCCGAGUCAACGUCGAGCUGUCGCCCGCCGAGCUCAAGGCCAUGCUCAAGAAGACGACGGCCGAGCUCGCCGCUGUGCGCGAGUACGCCGCCGCGCUCGAGGAGGAGAACAAGAUUUGGCGCUCUGGCGGCAAGGUCGACGAGUCCAAGUGGACACCGUCGCUGCAGUCAUUAUCCACGAGCCGGACCAAGUCGACUGCCUCGCCUGCCCCCACUGGCUUCUCGGACAGCCGACCAGACACGCCGGUCACGAUGGACAAGGACGAGAAGGAGGAGUUCCUGCGACGCGAGAACGAGCUCAGCGACCAGCUGGCGGAGAAGGAGCGCGCUCUCCUCGCGCAGGAGAAGCUCAUGGCCGACCUCAAGGACGAAAUUGCGUACCUCAAGGAGCAGGAGGAUUCGUGGAAGAAGGAGAACAAGGGCAUGUCGCACGAGCUGUCCGAGCUUCGGAUUGCAUCUGCGCGCUUCGAGUCCGAGUCCAAGGACGCCUCGAUCACACUCGACACGUACAAGGAGAAGGUGGCCGACCUGCAGCGGGACAUUGACGAGCAUAAGGCACAGAUCGAGGAGCUCAAGAACCUGCAGUCGAGCGCCAAGGAGGAGGAGAAGGAGAAGCGCAAGCAGGAGAUGCUGAACGAGAUGAUGGCCAAGAUUGACAUUGGCGGCGCCAACCUGGACGCGUCGGGCGAGAAGCUGCGGCAGGUGCUGAAGCAGCUGGACGGCGUGCGUGACGCGGACAAGGAGGCGUCGAUGAGCGCCGACAUUCGUGAGCUCGUCCAGGCGCACCUGGCCGAGAACCAGGAGCUCGUGCGCGACCUGCAGGAGCGCCUGCGGCUGAGCCACGAGGAGGCCGAGCUGCAGACGAAGCGCCGGCAGGAGGUCGAGAAGCACCUGUCAAAGCGCGACGAGGCGUACGAGGCGCUGCUGGAGAAGACGGCGUCGAGCCAGUCCAUGGCCGUCGACGACAUCAAGUCGCAGAUCGAGGCCAAGUUCUCUGCGAAAGAGGAGAUGCUCCGCGGCGAGAUUGCUGCGCUCACCGAGCGCGCCGAGAGCCGCGCGACUGAGAUUCGCAGGCUCCAGAACACGAUCGACUCGUACAAGCUCUCGAAUGAGGAGCUCGAGCGCGCCCUCUCAACCGCGUCCAACGGUAUCCAGGACGGCGAGACGUUUGCCAAGGCGACGCGCGACCUCGAGCGCAGCCGCAAGCAGCACGAGCUGCAGUAUGCCGAGUUCGAGAUCAUCAAGAAGUCGCUCAUGAAGGAUCUGCAGAACCGCUGCGAGAAGGUCGUGGAGCUCGAAAUGCAGCUCGACGAGGUGCGCGAGCAGUACAAGGUGAUCGCGCGCAGCGCGAACAGCCGCGCGCAGCAGCGCAAGCUCGAGUUCCUGGAACACAACCUCGACGCGCUGAACAUGGUGCAGAAGCAGCUCGUGGAGCAGAACACGGCGCUGAAGAAGGAGGUCGGCAUCGCGGAGCGCAAGCUGAUCACGCGCAACGAGCGCAUCCAGAACCUCGAGACGCUGCUGAACGACGCGGACGCGAGGCUCGCGCAGAAGAACCAGCGGUACGAGCAGCAGAUCCAGGCGAUCCGCGAGCGGCUCGCCGAGGUGCAGGCGCAGCAGCAGGCGAGCGCGUACAAUGCCCAUGCGCGCAUUGCCAAGCCGCUGAGGGGCGGUGGUGGUGCUGCUCCCAGCGCGCCGUCGUUCCAGUCCGCAAACCCCAUCUCGAGGCUGCAGGACGAGAGCGCGGCUAGUGCCAAGAGGCAGAGCUGGUUCUUUUCCAACUCGCCGGCGCGCUGA
Messenger RNA from Trichosporon asahii var. asahii CBS 2479, 2691 nucleotides. RefSeq names its product kinesin. Gene Ontology annotation, biological process: microtubule-based movement. The transcript has 6 exons. Bases 1 to 2691 code for a protein of 896 amino acids. The record is from RefSeq and is a predicted model, not a curated record. Gene Ontology annotation, molecular function: ATP binding; microtubule binding; microtubule motor activity. Lineage: Eukaryota; Fungi; Basidiomycota; Tremellomycetes; Trichosporonales; Trichosporonaceae.